UCCGGUUCCGGGAAGAAUGAAAGAAGUAGCAGGUAUGGAGUCAGAAACAAAGCAAAGCGGUCUUUCUCGAGCAGAGAGAAAAGCUCUUGAAAAAGCUAAACUCGUCCAGAAAGAGACGCAGAGAAAUAAUUUUAAACUGGUGGCUAGGAUAUUAAAGAAACCUGAAUGUGAGCGAACUGAAGAGGAGCGUGCUUUACUGCAGGGACAUCAAGACACCGUGCAAGAGCUGAGCAAGCGCCAGGUUCGGACAAACCUCCUGAAACGGAAACAGGAAGAGGUCUUUGAUGAUGAGGAGGAUCUGAGGAGUAAAGUUAAGCAGCUGGCCGAGGCGAUGGGUCAGGCUCGCCAUGUUGUCGUCUACACAGGAGCCGGGAUCAGUACGGCUGCUUCCAUCCCGGAUUACCGCGGGCCGAAUGGAGUGUGGACCCAGCUGCAGAAGGGGCACGCUAUCAGGCACUCGGACCUCAGCGAAGCAGAACCGACUCUGACUCACAUGUGUAUCCGGAUGUUACACAAAGUCAAAAUGGUUCAGCAUGUGGUCUCUCAAAACUGCGAUGGUCUUCACUUGCGUAGCGGGCUCCCCAGACACGCCCUGUCUGAGCUGCAUGGGAACAUGUUCAUCGAGGUGUGUGUGUCGUGCUCUCCGGUUCGCGAGGUGAUCCGUCUGUUUGACGUGACGGAGCGUACGGCGCUGCACAGGCACGCGACAGGCCGGCAGUGCGCUCAUUGCAGAGGGGAGCUGAGGGACACCAUCGUGCACUUUGGUGAGAGAGGGACCCUGGAGCAGCCGUUAAACUGGAAAGGCGCAGCGGAGGCCGCAGACCAGGCUGAUCUCAUCCUCUGCCUCGGUUCCAGUCUGAAGGUCCUGAAGAAGUACGCGUGCUUGUGGUGCAUGAAGAAAGCGGCUGCUAAAAGACCGAAGCUAUACAUCGUCAACCUUCAGUGGACACCAAAAGAUGACUUGGCCACUCUGAAGAUACAUGGAAAGUGCGAUGAUGUGAUGCGUCUCCUGAUGGAAGAGUUGGGAGUUAAAAUUCCAAACUACAACAGAUCUGAGGAUCCUAUCUUCAGCUUGGCCACCCCUCUCAGACCGGAUGAAGCGGACAGUCACAGCCGUAAAACAUUAGCGCCCCCUGCUGCCCUGGAGCACUCUGAGUCCGAGUCAGCGAGUAAAUCUGAAGAGCCUGGAGUACAGGGUGGCUGGUUUGGGCGAGGUUACGCCAAAGCAAGAAAGAAAAGAAAAAGUACAUAGUGACGUGUAGUUUCACUUCAGGAUAGCACAGAUUUUGCUUUAAAGAAACAUUCCACCUACAAUCCAUAUUUGUAUCAUUGUACUGCAAACCCAGCUAUUUUGGUGUAUUAUUAUGAGACAAUUUGGUCAUCUGGAUGACUGAAUAUUCGUUACUUAGCAGUGCAGAUUUGCUCUCUGUGGAAAAAGCAGUGGGGUUUGUGUUCAUUUGUUAGGAUUAAAAAAAAAAACUGCCAAAAAAUGCAGUGAAUGAUGAUGGAAACGGACUUUUAAAGUCUCAAUUCUACUAGGCAUGUUCUCAUAUUCUUACUGCAGUACUUGGAAUAAUUUUUUCUUUUUAACAGGAAGAGGAAUUCAGGUAAAAUAACAAAACCAGCUUCAACCUCAGUAUCAAAGUGUCUCUGCUGUAAAUAAUCAGUUUUAAUGCUGUGUGGAAUGUUUAAGGGACUAAUUGCAUUAGGACUGUACCAGUUUUUCAGUAUUGGCCAGUCGCACCUUCUGUUCUUUCUCUCAGGUAUUAAGUAAAACUUGAUGCAUUCGGUUACACCCAGAAUCCAUGUUGAUGAGCUAAAUAAAGUCUUAUUCUGACUCCGGGAUGGUGGAGUUUUGUUUUACUUGCUCCACCAUAUCUAGUCUGUGCAAGGUCAGAAAAUUGGAGAAAUCUGUAGUGCAGAUUUUAUAGAAGGAGCUUGCUACUUUAAAAUUAUUUCUACAGACGAGGACAUUCAAUUUAAGUAUAAUGUACAAUAGCAGUCAUCUGUUAGGGUGCUUUCACACUUGGGCUUUUUCCUUCCUUCCUUCCUUCCUUCCUUCCUUCCACAGAGCAGGAGGUUCUGGAAAAUAUGCUCCCCUGGAAAAUAUUGAAAUUAGAGACUUCAGAUGGUGUAUUCUGGUGGCAUCUAGGGCUGAUUUAGGCACAAUUCAACAUUAUUAAAUUUGCUGGGGUUUUUUUUUGUCAAAUAUGCAAGGAGCAAAAUUUUAAAGGACAAAAUUAGAUUUGAAAUGAAAACACUGAAAAGUCAAUUUAGAGAAAUAUUUAAAUGAUAUACCACUUAACGCCAGCCCAUAUGGGAGAGAUAUAUUCCAUUCAGCUAGCAUGAUAUUGAACGAGUUGAAGAUGAGUAGCUGAAUGGAAUGUAUCUGAUGGACCAUGAAAAAAGCCAUUAUUAUUAUACAUACACACACUCCAUAUUAGCAUUCUUGAAGGCCAACGCAACAUGGGGCAGUUGUUACCUUCUAGCUGUUGUAGCAUUCAGCAGUAGCAUUAGCGAAGGUCAACGCGAGUUUACCCACGACUCGGUGCUGUUAGCGCGGCAGUUAAGUUACCUUCUAGCUGGUAUAGUGUUAGCGAAGGCCAAUGCUAGCACAGUCAAGCUGAAUAUGAUUAUUAUUAUUCUCUCUGUGUAAUUUACUUACUUUUUAAAUCAACAUCGACAACUACACACAACGGAGCGACUUGGCAGUCAAAAUUCUCUCAAAAUCUUCUGCGUUUAACAAAGCAAACCUGACAGCCAUGUUUGCUUACAAACGGUCAGUCACUCGCUAGCGCAGAAGUUUUCCAUCUCCGAAGUGUGUCUUCCAGUUUUUCGAUGUCCGUUGAUAUGUUUCUCUUGUCAAUAUGCGUGAAUUAUAUCUAAUAAUGUUUUGGUAGCCUUUCAGGUGUUCAGCGCAGCUUCAGUUUCAGUUUUUAGUUCAUUUAUUUAGUGCUUAAUUAUAGCAUAACUAAUCCUAGCAGUAGCACUGGAUUAGCCUCGUCUUCUCUCUCGGCCAACAAAGAAACGAUUCUGCGCAGCAGAAAAGCUCUGUCAUUGGAUCUUUGCGUGAGCACAGACAUGUGAUGUCGUGUUGUCUUGACAACAUGCAAUAUUAUAAUAAUAUUGCACACUCAUUCUCCAUUGAGGAGAAUCUAGCAGCUAAAAUUGGAAUAUUAGCAAUACGAAUGUCAACUACAGACCUGCAACCCAACAAGCAAAAGUCACACACAAAAGCCUGCAGGAUAGUGCCAGGAACAGAAUCGAGGUCAAAUCGCUCACCAGCGCCAUCUAGUGACCAGUGUUGAGAAUGUGGUUUUAUGUAUGGUUGUGAAUGGCAGUCAGUGCACGCAGCGAAACCCUUUUUCACUUCUGGGUUGAGUACCAGGAUAAUCUAGACCUAUAUUUUAUAAUAUCUUAUUUAUGUAGUUAUUACUCAUUUUCAGACGGGAAUAGGAGAUAUUUAGGUGUUGAAAGUACAAUGCAUUGUUCAGUUUAUAGUUUUUAUUUUUUGGUGUGCAAGUGCCAGUGUGGCAGAGCGCCGCGUAUCCGCACCUUGGGGAAAGCUCUGCAGGAUGUGUUUUACAUGCAAUCCUGUUGAAAGUGGCUGCAAGAUGGACCAAUGGAGAUCUUGCAUGUGACGUCACAGCCGAUCCAAAUUGUAACAGACGCCAUCUUGUCGGUCAAACGCCAUAUUUCCGCCUUCUACUUCUGGUUCUACUUCUGCUUCUACCUUUUCUUCUGGAAAACCCUACUAUAUACAAUUCUACUACAACGGCUGCGGCUACAAGCUCUCCCUACCUGUGCACGUUUUUUGUUUUUUGUGUGUAUUUUUGCGUGUUGUUCGUCUGUACCGGACUUCAAUAUCCACUACAACCGUAUGGACUUACUGGACAUUGGUUUUCAGCAGAAAAUGACGGUUUGUAGCGAUUUCCAUCGCAUGCACAACAUUCCGGACGAGAUAGCGAGACCAGCGGGGUCUCCGUGGAUUGUUAUCGGGUCUGGCAGGCGAAGGAGGCGGCGUCGGGAGAGGAAGCAAAAGUGAGGCUGCAGAGCCGGCCUGUUGACUAAGCUCAGAAAACAGCCACUCAAACCUCCACUGCCAAGCCUCUUCAACGCCAGAUCCAUGGUAAACAAGACGGACGAUUUGGAAUUACAGCUGGAAUUAUCUUAUUCUAUUCUAUAAUCGGCUGGUCAGUGCUAUACUAGAUACUACUGAUAUAUCUAGUAUCAGUACUAGUAAUACUUAAGUGACUUACCCGUCCAAUGAGGAUUGUUAUUUUCUUGUUUACAAGAUGCCACAUCUGAGGGCGGCUGAUAAAUCCUGAAUUUCUGUAAAGAUAACUGUCCAGAGAUUUAUAAGCACGCAGUGCUUCACCACUGAACAGCGAGGGAAAGUUAAUGAGGUAAUUUAUACAUGUCUGGGUAUUCCGCUGGCAGUUCAAUAUCCACUGACACGGUCGUGAAAACUAUGUCCGGUAAUCGAUAAGGGUCACUAAUCUGUAGGUCGUUUAUUUUAGACAUAUAUCUAAUUAUCUGUUCAUUAGAAAAAUGAGCCGUGUAGUCCGUUGGUUGAAAUUGAUCCGUUUUGUAUACGAGUGCAGCAGUAUUCAGCGGUGUUUUUUACCGACAAGAUGGCGGCUGUUUACAUUCCGGUCAUGUGACUGCAAGAUCUCUAUUGCCCAAUCUGAGCUAAAAUUGGGGGGGGGAGAAACAAAACAAAAAUUGUCAAAAAUCGGUGUUCGUGAAUUAGUAUAAGAUUUAACAUGUUGGAAAAUAUUUUGUCAAUAUUUCAACAUCACAGUUUAACUAUAAUGAACAAGGUGUCAAUUUGUGGGACGUUCAUUAGUACGUGAUGUGGCCAUCUACUUUAACUGAUGAUAGAUAAAUCCAAUCUAGACAGGACAAGACACUAUUUGGUUAGCCGGCAAGAGCAUCAUUAUAGUAAUACUCCAAGUGUGAAAACCAUCCUCGCAAUUGUCACUCGGUCAAAUUCUCAAUGUUAUUUGUGGCAGCAGACAAAUAUUAAUAGAAAUUAUUACACUUCAGAACAUUUAAUUUUUUUAAAUCGCUUUAGACCUGCAUUGCUCGUACCUUUUGGGUAGAACAAAAUUUGACUUCUACAGGUUUUGUAGUGCAGCACAUAGGUGAUAGAAAUUUCCAAAUGAGGUGCAUUUUAAUAAUAACUUAAGCUGUAUAUAUGACAUAUAUAUAUUUUAUUUUAAAAAUGGAGGACGGAGUGACUUCUUGAACAUCUUUAAUUCAGCAAUGACUCCAUCACUGUUCAUAACAAUGUGUUUACAUGAAUGAGCUCAGUUCAUGGCAUCGACUUAAAUUACUGUGGAAAUGUACUCAGCCUCGUAGAACUGAGAAUUACGUCUAUAGAGAGACUAAUACAGUCCUGUGCAGAAGUCUUGGGUAUGUGUAAAGAAAUGCUGAGGAUGGAAAAAAAAGUCUUAAAAAUAAUGAAAUGUUUCAACUUGGGGGGGAUACUGUAAAUAGCAGUAAGCCAUAAUAAAUCAAUAUAACAAAGUCAGUAUUUGGUGUGCGAUGACCCUUUUGGUUUAUAUAAAAAGCAGUCGUCUGAGGUCCAAUGAGUGCAGUUUGAUAAGGAAAUGAGCUGUAGGUUUUACUGAGCAUCUUCCAGAACCAGCCACAGUUCUUCUGGACACUUUGACCGUCUCACUCGCUUCUUCAUUUUGCACCAAAACCCAGCAGCCUUCAUUAUUAUUUUUAUUUAUUUAUAAAUCUGAAAAGUGCUCUGUUAUGGAACAUGCUGCUCAGAUACAAACUUUUUUUUUUCUUUUUCCUGUGCUGUGGAAACAACGAACGUUUGGAACUUUUGAAAUGUUUUUGUACUGACUUGAUAAUGUAGAAGUCAUAAAACAGAAAUCUAUAGAGUUUGUAUGGGAGGAGGGUGCCAAGACUUUUACAUAGUACUGUAUGUCUCAUGCGUUCGUUAUAUUUGCCUUAAUGUCACCAAGUACGUCUGUUUUGAAUUUUUUUUUAAUCAUUAAGAUUUUAACGAUACAGGGGGUUUUUUUUUUAGAUUUGUGUGUUGAAUUUGUACAGAUAGAACUAUUAUGAUUAAUGUACCUGUAACUUUUUUUUUUAGUGCUGUCAAAAUAAAA
Neoarius graeffei (lesser salmon catfish) is the source of this 6131-nucleotide messenger RNA. RefSeq names its product sirtuin 7 (gene sirt7). The record is from RefSeq and is a predicted model, not a curated record. NCBI's taxonomy places the organism in Eukaryota, Metazoa, Chordata, Actinopteri, Siluriformes, Ariidae. The transcript has 10 exons. Bases 17 to 1252 code for a protein of 411 amino acids. Gene Ontology annotation, molecular function: NAD+ binding.